This is a messenger RNA of Triticum urartu, 1318 nucleotides long. Lineage: Eukaryota; Viridiplantae; Streptophyta; Magnoliopsida; Poales; Poaceae. The record is from RefSeq and is a predicted model, not a curated record.
UAGGUCAGCAAAGUCAGCCUCUUCUCUCUCUUUCUCCCUUGCUCUCUCUUGGAUCCACACAUUCCAUACAUCGGCCCUAUAUAGUACGCUUGUACUUUAAAAAUAGUACUUGAGCUUCGAGUUCAUCAUUGUUUGGCCAAACCAAAACUCUCUCUCUCUCUCCAUAUAUAUAUUGGAACUUGAUUCUGGAGAAGCAUCAUCAGCUGUGUUUAUACUAGAAGCUUGGGUUUGGGAUCGAUCUGACCGAGUUGAAGGCCGGAUAGCUUAGCUGCAGGGAGAGGACGAUAAAAGCAUGAGAGGAUUUGAGAGGAGAGGUGUCCGGCAGUACAUCCGAUCGGACGAGCCGCGGAUGCGUUGGACGGAGGAGCUUCACCGGCAGUUCAUCGAGGCCGUGGACUGCCUCGGCGGCCAGGACGAGGCAACACCAAAGCGAAUUCUUCAGCUGAUGGGCACAAAGGGGGUCAGCAUAUCUCACAUCAAGAGCCAUCUUCAGAUGUAUAGGUCAAGCUCUAGCAACAACAACAACAACAAUAACCCACCCCACACGUCAGUGAAUCGUUGCCAUGAUCAUUGCAUCGAUGGCAACAACACAAGAACAGCGUCUUCAGACAGGAUCAACGCUCCCUCUAACGUCGUGUUUCGCCGCGGCCACCGCUCGACGUUGCCGCCGUGCCAAAUAACAUCGAUAGAAGAGGUUUCUAGGAGCUGGGAGGAGAGUAGCAAGCGGCUGCCAUGGAACUCCACCGGCAUGCUAAUUACACCAGAGAAGGCGACCGGUUGGUCACGUCACACCGUUGACAAGAUGCGCCAGAAGAAGCAGCUACCAGCAGCGGGGUGUGACCUAACAUUGUCGAUCAGCCGGUGUGGGGAGUCAGAAGCGACCAGUGACGCUGACAUCUCGAGCACGGCCACUGAGGAGGCCGCCGCGCUGGCAAGGGGUCGAGGUGCCGGUGGCCAGCGUCGCCCUGAGGCCGCCGCUGAUCUGAACCUUGACUUGAACCUCAACAUCGCCGUCUCAUCUUCUCGGCUCUGAUGUGUGAUCCAUGACCCCAUGUGUAAAUAUUAGAGCUGCAUUAUUGUACGUACUGUAUAUAUUUAGUCCCUGCAUCACAUAUUAGUAGUUGCUGAAAUGGAUGUAUUUCGGUGCUAGGUACAUCCGUUUGAGCGACAACUAAUAUGGAACGAAUGAAGUAUUGAUGUACGGCAGGUCAUCAUACUUGUUAUAACGUUGUUGCUAUGGUAGUUAUUUUUGCGGAAAAAAAACUACCAUAGCAACCACCGGCACCUAUCGGGCUAACUUUUUGGCCAAAUUGAUGAA